UACACAAGAAAAUGGAACGCAUUAUUACCUGAUCUGUGGCGUUUGUUUCUGUCCUUCUUGCAGUAUCGUAAUCUCUCACUCUAUUCUAACCUGCUGGAGUCCGUAAUUACAUAAGAAGGCUAAAUUACAUAAAAUUCAGAAUGGCCGGAGAUAACGCCGACGGAGCCCAGCUGAAAGGCUUGUCCAAGUACUUCAACAGCCAGACAUACAGCGGCAGAGCAAACGUGGCCAAGGCAACAUAUGCAUUCAUCGGCGUAGUGAUCCUUUACAACAUGCUUAAACCUAAGUCAAAGUAAAUACACACUUCAUAAUUCUUUAAUUUUAUGGUAAACUAUCCAUGGUUUUUGUUAAGUAAAAUAUGCAUUCAUUUAGUGAGAAGUAAAAUCAUGUAAGUAAUUGAAAA
This is a messenger RNA of Cydia splendana, 403 nucleotides long. RefSeq lists its product as uncharacterized. The transcript is spliced from 3 exons. NCBI's taxonomy places the organism in Eukaryota, Metazoa, Arthropoda, Insecta, Lepidoptera, Tortricidae. The coding region runs from base 141 to 296 and encodes 51 amino acids. The record is from RefSeq and is a predicted model, not a curated record.